AGCUCAUCCGACGUGGACGCGACGGCUAGUGCGCUCCGCGGUUUACGCGAAAACAAAACCCCACAACUCCAGAGCCGCACUGUCAGACAGAGGGCAGAAGAUGCAGUAGAAGCGGACACUGUGUAAGAGUAUUGUUUUUUUUUGUUACCCCCAUCCCAACGCAUACCAGUUCGUUUUUCGUUGUGUCGGAGAAAAGAACGUACGGUUCGCAAAACGCAGGUUCGGCGUGAAUGGUCGUUUAAAUCUCCCGUGCACCCGUGAUGUGAACGAUCGUCUGCCGCGUGUGAGUUUAUGGUGACGGGAUUGAAGAAGCGAAAAGGCUGCGAUAUUUACACGCAGAAUCCCUCCAUUCCCGUCCCCGCUGUGUCUUCGUUAGGGGUGGAAUGUUUUAACGGAGUAACGAUCGGAGGGAAACUUUUCUGCUUCAGGUUGAAAAGUCAUCCCCAGGUGCCCGUGCCUCGUUGAUCGGGUCGCACACCAACACUAGCACGAUCACUGGUGGGGUGGAAGUUCGUCUGUGGAAAACAACGAAAGAGGAGCAAAACGAGUGAAUAGCAUAAAAAAACAAACGCCCAACAAAGCAAAAGAAAAAGCUCCCCCACAGUGUGAUCAUUCUGACGGAACGGGCUAGUUGUUUGUGUGUGCGUUUGCGGCUGUGUUAGUAAAGGUGUGUAAUACGAUUGAGCUGUCAGUGGUAAAGAGAACAGACCUCAAGCAAAGCGAAGAAAACGCACAAUCUUAGCAUUCGACUGGAAGAAUCUUCGAAAGGAAAAGAAAGGAACGGAAGUGUUUUGUCGCUUGACUUACCCCUCCGGGCGUGUUGGAUGUUUCUUCGCCAGCUCCGUUUCGCGUCUCGUUCGCUGGUGCAGGUGUAUGCACACGAUCAUCACAGCACCAACACACUUGCACACUUACGCAGUACUUCCCUCGUAGCCGAACGCGGCAGGAAUUUAAAGUACGUUCGCGUUCGCUAAGAUAGCCCAUUCGAAGCGAAGAUCAGCCACUCAAACCAGAACCGGAAGCCCGGUGUGCAUUUAAAAAACCGGAACCUAAACGAAACGAAACAAAAAAAAAGCAUUUCUUCUAGUGAUUGUGCAUCCUACAUAAAACAGUGUGUUUUCUUAGCAGAACUACGCUCAAAGCUGCUCCAACCGCAGGUUGCCUGCUUACAUUUGCGUUUUUCUCUACCACCCCCGUCACCAAACAGCACCACCCCCUCUCACACACACGUUUGUGAGCACAAAGUUUUGUUUACACAGUGCACCCUUCCUAGCGCAACUGAAACUGGGAAAAGCGCCACAUUUCGAUAACCAUUUUGAAUUUUCUUCGCGCACCUGUCGAAGAACCAAUUUCAAGAUUGGUACACACUUUAACGCACAGAAAACCUACAACACGGAACGCGUCCCGCUUUCUCGUUCUUUUCGUUGGAAGAAGUUUCUAAAAAAAAGGGCCACACUGUCGGAGGGCAGAUAGGCGACACAGUUAAACAAAAACAACCUGCAUCACCGGCUCUCGUGUGACAGUUCUAGAAGUGUCAAGUGAAGGAAAAGCAUAAAGGUUUGCUGUGUUGUUUUGUUUCCCACACGGUCAGCAAACGGUGUGUAUUCAAAAAGAAAGAAAAAAACAUAGCAACAUAAGAAUUUUACCAUUUGUCGACUAGUGGAUCGUAUAUAUUUGUUUAUGGUGUUUUCUUGCUGUGUGCUGAGUGUGAUUUCUGCAAACGAUCGUAUGAUCUUGUGCUGUGUUGCUACCGAACAGCAAGUGAAUUAUGUGCAUCGGUUGCUUUGCUGAAAGAAGUUGUACACCGCUGUAAUAAUUGGUAAAAAAAACAUACCACUUCAAUCCCAAAGCAGCAGCAGCAGCAUUAAUAGCAGCAACUCAGCAGAAUUUACAAAAGCACAGAACAUAACACAGCACCGACUCCAAUCGGUGCCCAAAACAUUGAAGGAAAAUCCUCACUAAGUGAUCCUCACACACCUACAACCGUGUGUGUGUUGGUUGUGCAUGAAACCGACCUCACAAUCAUCACCGCACAUCCACCGUACGCCGUGAACAACGUGCACGGUCCGGUGCAGUGGCGUGUAAUUAACGGCAUUCAGUGGCCCUUCGGUCGGACCUUCCUGCACCGGCGGUUCCCUUGUCGCCCUACUACGCUCGUGAUCUUACGCUCGAACGAAGGCACCGUAAACCAUCUGAACGAAUAAUCGAGCCGCAGAAAAAAAACUGGCCGCCGACGCCACCAUCGAUUAGCUAAUACCAGAACGCAAGGAUCGCAAAAAAAGGAAAAUCAGCUCCGCACGACGCACAUUACGCUCCUGCUGUAUGCGUGCAUCCCCUCCAUUACCGGCCGCAGUUGCAUCAUCGAACACACUCUGCCCAGUGUGCGCCCAGUGCCAGUACCACUACUAACACCUGGCAGAUACCAGGCACCGUCCGUAGUAGGCACAAACGAGAGCCGACGCAUCGAUCCGUUCGAGUGCGCGCAUAUUGGGAAGGGAAAUCUUGACGCUCGUUCCGCGAGAACUUGGCGCAAUCGAGUUCAAGGCACCUGUUCGGACAGGGCGCCAACCAUUGCACAGCGAAGUCAACGAACGCCCGUGUAGCUAAAGAAUCGGAGUCGAGCGGACAACGAGAGCUUCUAGUUUCUAACGUCAAGCUAGCCCGAACGGUGCUUGCGACGCUGUGCGCGCAUAUUUCCAGUGUUCGAUCGAUCGUGGAUCAUUUGAGAUCGAUCGAACUCUUAGCGUGGUAUCUCGAGCACAAAGCAACCCUCUAAGCUUCUUCCAUUCGGUGUCCCCAGGGGUGUGUUACGAAACUGCAAUAUAGAGUGUCCAUUAGAAGGGUUAUUUGGAGCACAAAUCUCAUUCCCGUGUGCAUUGUGUGUGCGUGUGUGUCUGUUGGUCUGUAUCGAAGAGUCUCGUAGUUCGAGCAGAAGUGCGCCAUUUUGUAGUGUUUCUUUCGCUCAAGUAUCCUAAACCGCGAGUGUUUCGAUAUCAUUGUGGUGUUGUAUUCAAUCGAGUGGUCUUUGUUUUAGCUUUAAUGUUUAUACUGCUUGCUCGAGAAGGUCCACCAGUUUGCCAACUUGCAGCAGUUCCGAGGCAGCGUUGAACAUGUAGUCUGAAGAGCGUACCCAUAACUACAUGUAAGCGAGAAAAAAAAUACGCCAACUUCUGCUGCGAGUUGUUUAGAAAUUUACCGCUGGCUACUGUGCAACCGCUACAAGGCCCUGGGCUGAAGUUUGAAGUGAGUGUUUCGGUGUUGUUGCUUUAUUCGAGUGCUAGUGGUGGUUGGAAGCUAGAAUAAACAUGGCGGCGAAUCGAAAGCACUAUUCCUCCAAAGAGGACAUCCCCAAAGAAGGAGACGAAGGUGGUGGCAGUGAUGAGGGUGGCGGUGGUGAUGGUGGUGGCGGUGGAAGUAGUGCAACGACCGAAUCAUACAAGCAUGGCAAGGACGUGGUGGACUUUGUGCUGACAUCUUCAAAACCAAACAGCGCGUCCGUAACCAAUGGGAAGAAAGGACAGGAAGAUUCAGUCACAAAGACCGGCGUAACGCUCGACAAGUUCAACAUAUUCCACCUACGCCGGAGACCAAAAAGUGACCCCGGUACGGGACCAAUUGCAAAGCACGCUGCGAGUCAACAGAUCGCAUCACAGCAAACGACUAAUGGCGCAGUUCCGCCAGCCGGUGCAGACGAAACGCUCAAGAAGAAAAAGUCACGCUUCGUGAAGAGUGCUUCGAUAGCGCGCAUCUUUGGCAAUACCUACAAUACCAAAAAGUACGAUGACAGCAGUGCCCUGCUCAAGCUGCAGCAGUUCAAGCGUAGCUUCCUGAACAGUGAAAAGUUCCACAAGAAGGACAGCGGGGCUGGUGCGCCCGAGGACAACGAUGACGGAGAGCUGCAAAUUGGAGACUCGUGCUAUGUGAAUGAUAGUGAGAACAGUGCAAAGGCAAUCAAGUCGAUCACACGCGGGCUGGGACGUUUGCUGAGGCGAAACUGUCACAGUAUCGAUAUUAGCCGGCCGGAUCCGGAGUACAAGGUGUCUUACCUCGGCAACGUUCUUACUGGAUGGGCGAAAGGUGAUGGAUGUGUGGAGAAACCACUGGCUACCCUGUGGCGUAACUACACCCAAAACAGUAAACCGGACGUGAUGAUGAAGCUGUGUCUAUGCCCAUCCGGUCUGAAGGCGACUACCCGCCAGCACGGCCUUACCGAGUACUGGUCGCAUCGGAUCACCUACUGCAGCUCGCCAAAGAACUAUCCGCGGGUGUUCUGCUGGAUAUACCGGCAUGAAGGCCGCAAGCUGAAGCAUGAGUUCCGCUGUCACGCGGUCAUUUGUUCCAAAGAAACGAUCGCCCAGGAGAUCAGCACCAUCCUGAAGGAAAACCUAGCCAAAGCCUUGCGUGAAUUUAAACGCGACAAACUAAACCGCCAGAAUGCCCGCCUCAGUCUGGCAAACAGUGUGUACGACAAUCCAAGCAUGCCCCGACGGAAGAUCAUGUUGAGUGUCGGUGGUAACAACUAUAGGCCACCGCUCGAACGCUCCAAAUCCGCUCCGAAGCUGAUGGCCAUCGAGGAGAUGAUUGGCGAGGAGGACGAAGAAGAAAACGAAGCGCAAGAAGGAGAAGGAGCGAUGGGUGGCCGCGCCUCUAAAGCUGGAACCAGUAGCGGUGGCAGUACGGUGGUUGAAGCCUGCUGCCGAGAGGAUGCUCUCUUCCCUUCGACCACCCUAGGACGUCGGCGAUGUCGACGGGGUCAUUCGAUACGACGAUCGCGGUUGCGGAACUCCUUCAAGUCACCGAAGGACGUGGAGGCGCGUGUACCGCUCAAGAAUGAGAACAUCGUGCACGUGAGUCCGAUGAACAAAUCGGUCGACUCUAUUCUGGACACAAUCAGCCAAGAGGAUGGUGAAGAGGAUGAGCGUGAUUUGGCGAGGGAAGACGGGGAACCUCAAUCGGAGGCCAGUUUGAAACAGAUGGAAACGAACCCCAAUUCGAAGAUGGGUAAAUCUUCAAAGUUAUCCCACAACUCCGACUCGUCAGAGGAUGACUUCGAAGCAUUCCUAGCGCACUAUAAUUACAACUCGAGCGAACCGCUCUCGACGGAACUGAUCUCGUACUUUGACAUGAAGCUUAACCCGGCCACCGUUUGCAGCAUGCACGACCUCAGCCAGCACCAUGGCAGUCUGCCAGUAACGUUGGAAGACACACAACGGCUAGCGCUCAGUUUGGACGAUUUGGACAAUUAUUCGCUGCCGGGUGUUGUGGGCGAAUCGGAAACACCUGAGGUAAGAACCCGCGAGCUGAAGGACCGGGAUGUGGAUCUGGAAACGGAUGAGGUAUUCUUCAACCAGGACGAGGUGUUGGAAAUGCUUCGCACGGCUGCAGAAUCAGCCGCAUCCGUUUCCCAUCGGCGUCUGUCGGACGAACGGCUUCGACAUUCGGGUUGCCUACAUACCGAAGACGACACGGCACCACCGUCGCUACUGUGUGUAACGAGCAAAUUGCAGGCGGCCGGUGGCUCAACCCACCCGGACAGUGACGAAGGGUCCAUAUCGAGUGGCUGCGAAACGUCCAGCACGGUAACGACCAACACGGACGACUCGGGAGCAAGUGGUAAUGGGUCGAUGAUGGGACGUAGCGCCACAGUGGUUUCCUUAGGCAAGCCAGGAUCGGUGCUGGAACGCGUCCGUAGUUUUGAACAGUUGGCCGAAAAUCAAGUGAUCCACGUGCCGCUCGGUGAACGUACCGGACACCAAGUGCCGCAAGACGUGGGCAGUGUCACAUCCUCGCCGGAACUGAUUUUCAAGCGGAGCAUCACCUUCCCAGCACCAGGCGUAAAGUCGAGCUUUCUUAUCCCAAUGACGAUGGCCGGAAGUGCAACCGGCGCUAGUGAGCCGAUCGAUUCGCCGCUGGACUCGUUAAACAGUUCGCUUGUCGAAGCACGAAAGGACGACGAAUCUCACCACCAGACGACCAAACCGAAGGUGCGCCAGAUGCGCCUAAAGUCAACCGUGGCCGCAGUCAACACCGAGCUGAUCAAUCAUCUGCAGGCGAUCGAUUCGGAUUCCGAGUUUAGCGACGAGUCCGGUUACGUCGAGUUCCAGGACAAUCAACCGUCGAUAAAAUCGGUCACAGCUUGAUACACGGCGUCGAAAGCAGAUGAUCGUUGUUAAUGCUGCUAGUUCAAGAAAUGUAGGAUUCUUUAAGGAUAUUGAUCCGUUUACCGUUGUCGUCAGUGCGAGUUCGUGUAGGAACUUGCACCUCGGGAGCAAGAUUAGUAUUUUCAAACCCAUAAUUUCUUAGCUAGGCUUACGUGGCUAUUGUUACAGUUACUAGUAGUACACUAAUUUAAUGCUCUAGCACAGAUACGAUCCUCGUCAGGGGGUGUACGUGUGAAACACAAAGCAACCAAGCGUGUCUGCAAUUAAAUUUAUUGUUUAAUUUCCAUUUCCGUUAGUCUAAACCUUUGCUACAUUGUUGUGCAGUGUGACGAAGAAGAAUGGUCCCAUACAGGACUCGAAGGGUAGGCAAAUAGAGGGGGAAGCAAAACGGGGCAAUGGGCGGAAAAGACUCCUCCUUCCUGGCAAACUGUUUGCUACUGCUUCGUUGUUAAAGAUUUAGCCUUACCGUACAGUUAGCCGCUAGCUUAAGCAGUUGUAUUUCGAUCGUAAUCGCCAGAAAAUGUUUUGGCAAUUCAGAGCUGGCACACAUUAACUGGCACUGGUACGCCCAAAAAAGGGCAAACCGAUGGCACGAUCCAAUCAGAUACCAAAUAAAUUAUUUUAUAAUCAAUGUCCAUACAGUUACAGACAGCAAGCUACGCUUAAUUAUAACAUGGAAAUGGCAAAUGGAUAUUAUGUUGGUGCCCACGCACUAAUAGCUAAAUGUGCUGAUGAAUCUUACUCCGGAAGAUAUUGAAAUGUAUUCUCUCCAAUAGUAACUGACUAUACCAGGGAUAGAAAAUUGCACCGCAAAACGAUCUUUUUCGCUUUCCUUGAUGCAGGUAGGGUAGACAAACUCCUCCAAACAAGAACCUGUUCACUCCCACCAGACCCACUAGUUGUUGUGUUUUUUUUUUACUGUCGCACAUUAAGGAAUUUAGUAGACUGUGCAGAUUCUGCUACGUACAAUGGCACGCCGAAGAAGUAAAAGCUUCCGAAUGGCACGGCUAAUACAUAUAACUGCGCAUUAUGGGAACAUGGGAUCACAAACCGAUAACAUACAGUUAACCGUGGGAGCAAAGAUAAGGUAGUACGUACUAAUACGAUAACUUGCAUAUAAGAAGAGCGAAUAAUGUUGUUGGACAUUGUACAGGAUGGAUGGCACAGCGAGAGAAACGAGUGUGCUGAAUGCAUGGAAGCUGGAAAACCAAGACAUUAGACAUUAUAUUAAGCCAGUGGAAUUGUUGUUUUUUUUUUCUCUCACUCUCUACUCCACGGAGAUCAUGUUUAAGGAUCUGGGCAGGGAACGAGUAUAUUUAUUGAUACCCACGUUCGGAAAUGUUAUUCUUCCUUGUAUUUGUCACAAGUUUCUAUGAAAAAUAAAACAUUAAACUGAAA
This is a messenger RNA of Anopheles funestus (African malaria mosquito), 7559 nucleotides long. RefSeq lists its product as uncharacterized. The record is from RefSeq and is a predicted model, not a curated record. The transcript is spliced from 4 exons. Lineage: Eukaryota; Metazoa; Arthropoda; Insecta; Diptera; Culicidae. The coding region runs from base 3306 to 6140 and encodes 944 amino acids.